AUGAGCAGUAUAAACCUUGCAGCUUCUUUCCACAAGCUCGGAAGUGCCACUCUUGGAGUUUUUCUCUUAAUAUUGCACCAGCUAUGCCGCCGGCUGCUUCUCCCUAAGCCGAUUCCCAACAUUCCAUACAAUGUCGCAGCUUCCCAAAAGCUGCUUGGUGAUCUCCCCGAGCUUAAAGAUGAGAUGGAUCGAACCGGCGAUAUGAGAUCGUGGCUUUUGCAGCAGACAAUCAAAUUACAAUCUCCUCUCAUCCAACUAUUUCUCGAUCCCUUUAGCAAACCAAUUCUCAUUCUCAGUGACCCGCAAGAGGCACUGGAGAUUCUCCUCUACCGCAGUCGAGACUUUGAUCGCGCCCCGAUGCUUUAUGAUAUCUUCUCAGGCUUAGCCCCCACCCAUCAUAUCGGUAUGAAGACUGGACCGGAGUGGAGAAGGCAUCGUGAUUUGAUCCAGCAUUUGGUCACCCAGCCGUUCCUCCAGGACACCGCAGGGCCUGCAAUCCAUGCGUCUGCCUCCCGUCUGGUCAGCCUUUGGAGGACCAAGGCGAGACUAGCCAAAGGUGCGGCAUUCGCAGCUAAAAGAGAUUUUCAAUACAUGAUUAUCGAUGCCUUGAUAGAGGUUUGUUUCGGGAAGGACUUCCCCAACAAUGGAGUCUCGUCUCAAAUCGAACUUCUCGAAGCAGACCACACACUGGCUCCCGAUGUCAAACCUCAAACACCGAUCACCUUUCCCGAGGCAACUCCUCAUGAGUUCAUCUGUGCCCAUGAGAAGAUUACCGAGGCCAUUGAGCAUUGCGGAAAGUCUGUAUAUCCCCGACAAAUGUGGUGGGUGAUGUCCAAGCUACCUCGUCUGGCCAAUGCCCUCCGCAUAAAACGCAGAGUGACCAGAGAGCGCUUAAUAACGGCAGCCACAACCAUCGCGCAGAAGAUGCCCUUGGCAGAUAGCUCUGGGGCAUGGUCGUCCGCAGAGUUCAUGGCUCACCACGAGAACAAGCUGUCGCAGCAGGAAUGUCGACAGCCAGAAUACAUUUCUCCUCCAAUGGAAGAUGAACUUUAUGGAUUUCUUUUCGCCGGGUCACAUACCAAUAUCCUAACUCUAGCAUGGGCGAUAAAGAUCGUCGCUGAUAAUCCCGUAUCACAAAGUCGACUGCGGGACUCACUACGUGCUGGCUUCCCCGAAGCCGUGCUGGAAAACCGUGCCCCUAGUCCCUCCGAGAUGACCUCUAGACAAAUACCAUAUCUAAAUGCGACUGUGGAGGAAAUCCUGCGUAUUUCCCCCGCCACCCUCCUAGUUGACCGGGUAGCGAUUCGCGAUACAGAACUUCUGGGGUACCAUGUCCCGAAAGGAACAUGCAUCUGGACAAUCCCAGCCGGCGCAGGAUUCACCUCCCCAGCCCACCAUAUCAGCGAGGAGAAGCGCAAUGCUUCCUCACGUUCCAACGCCAAACAUAGCCGACGCUCUGCGUGGUCCGGGGAUGAUAUUGCCCAGUUCAUCCCCGAACGGUGGCUCCGGCCGUCCGCUGAGAAGCCCGGCGAGCUGGUAUUUGACCCCAGCGUCGGGCCGACCCUUGCCUUUGGGGCUGGUCCCCGGGGUUGCUUCGGGCGACACCUGGCCUAUCUGCAGUUGCGGAUGACCAUCGCCCUUUUCGUGUGGAAUUUUGAGCUUCGGAAAUGCCCGGACUCUUUGUCGAGCUAUGAUGCCGUCGAUGGCCUUUUUCACAAGCCGAAGAGCUGCUAUGUUUCUUUGCGAGAGCUAUCCUAA
Molecule: messenger RNA, 1758 nt
Organism: Aspergillus pseudonomiae
Lineage: Eukaryota; Fungi; Ascomycota; Eurotiomycetes; Eurotiales; Aspergillaceae
Product: cytochrome P450
Exons: 3
Coding region: 1-1758 (585 amino acids)
Molecular function (GO): iron ion binding; oxidoreductase activity, acting on paired donors, with incorporation or reduction of molecular oxygen; heme binding
Source: RefSeq, a predicted model, not a curated record